AUGGCUUGUAAAGCAAAGCUUAUGAUUCCUGAGGAUGAGAAGUACGAAGGAAAGCCAUUUGCCCUUUCACACGCAAGGACCGCCAUUACAACAAUAAAGGCGAAGUUCAAUACGCAGCAGUUACAGAGGUUCGAGGGGAGUUGUUUUGGUCAUCUAUUACUGAUAGAGGACCUGAAGUGGAAUUCACAAGUUGUCCACGGGCUGUUGAUGAGGAAAGCUGAUCCUAAGACAGUUACACAGGUGAACGGGAUAAAAUUCAUUGUGGGUAACAAGUUGAUACAAUUCACAGCCCAACACUUUUGCCUCAUCACGGGCCUAAGGUUCGGAAAGCUCCCUUUCAUUCCGAAGGCGACAAAUGAAAACUGCUCCUUGAAGCGAAAAUACUUCAGUAGCAAUAAACCUCCCACCCUUUUGGACCUACACACUGCCUUCAUUGAGUGCACAGAUGAUGACGAUGCGUUAAAGCUUGGAAUGUUGGCCGAAGACUUAGAAGAGUUUGACAAGUAUCCAUGGGGUGCCGUGUCAUAUGCGAUGACAAAUGCUUCACUUUUGAGGGCAGUUUCUCCUGAUUACCAACGAGUGAAGGUGCCCCAAAACAGAAAAAAGCCCAACAAACGUGGGAAGAAGAGAGCGGAGACAAGAAUGGAAUGCAGUAGAGCCAGAGAGUACAUCAUAAGGGGGUUUGGCUUCGCUCUUCAGAUUUGGGCUUUUGAAGUCUUCCCAGCAUUGGAAGGAUUGCAUUUCACGGUCCAUGAAGACAAUAGGCACAUCCCUCGAAUAUUACAUUGGAGGAGCAACACGGUGGCCCGUUUUCGGGAGGUUAUGAGUCAGGUUUAUGAAAACUUUGAGGUUGAUGUGCAACUUCUCCGGCCGACUGAUAUUGAGAAGCAACAACCUUACUGGAGUUGGGGCGAUGAUGAGAACAAUGAAGAAAUUGUUCAAUUGUUUGGGGAUGAGGGCGAAGACAAAACCAGCACUUCUAGUGAAGAAAAAGAGGCGGAUGUUGAGGAAACAACUACCCUUCCCUCCUCUUCUAAGGGCAAAGGGUCUUUUAAUGACUUUGGCAGGUUGAAGCAUCAAUUAGAAAGCACUAAGGAUGAGUUAGCAAAGCUACGUAGUUCAAAUCGGGGCCUUAGGAACAGAGUUCGUGAAUUGGAAGCUAUUGUAGACAAGAACUGUUUGAAGCAUGAGAAGGAGUGUGACAGAAAUAAAAAGGCUAUUGGGGAUUUGACCCUAACAAUUGCUUCAGUGGAACAUUAUUUUAAAUUGGAGAUGGAGGAGUUAAAAAAAUUAUAUGGUGGACAAGGGCAUGAGGAAGUGUGGACUGCUCAGAUGAAUGAAGGAGGGCAGAAUGAAAUGUCACCCUUGAAUGAACUUACUACUCCGACUACAGCAGGGCCUAAAAUGGACGCACAAGUUGCAGGUGAUGGAGUGGAAGCCUUCCCAGGCAUGCAUACAGAACGGGCUGAAAUGGAAGCAACAGUCUAUGGUGGAGUGGAAGGGGCUGAAAGGGAAGCGGAAGUCCCUGCUGAUGGAGUGGAAGCUUUUCUAGCCAUGCAUAUACAAGGGGCUAAAAGGGAAGCCGAAGUCCCUGCUGAUAUUGUGGAAGGCUUCCCAGGCAUGGAAGUCGAAGCCGCUGAAAUUGACACUUCAGUUUGUAACAAACAAGUGCACCAACAACCUCACAAGGUUCCUACUUCGGAAGAUGUGAAGGUUCCUAGUCUUGAAGAAACCCCUCAUUCCUAG
Molecule: messenger RNA, 1746 nt
Organism: Prunus armeniaca (apricot)
Lineage: Eukaryota; Viridiplantae; Streptophyta; Magnoliopsida; Rosales; Rosaceae
Source: the annotation of a GenBank genome assembly